UUUUUCCCUGCUCUUAUCACUUUUUCCCCAUAUCUUUGGCUUUACCUCCUUUCAAACUCUUUAUACACCCUUGAAUAACAGUAUAGAAAGACAAACUAUUAUUGAUGUCCUAUUCGCCACGAAAUUCACUAGGAUUUAGCUCACAAGCACUCAAAGAAAGUCCUUCACGAUUAAAUAGGUUUAGUGAACGAUAUCAAGCCUUAACUGAGUCACCCGCUCGAGAUAAUACAGAAUCGUUCAGCAUUAUCCAUCGUAGCCCACUGAAACCUACUUAUAAUGCAGAACAUAAAGUCUAUGAAAAGGAAAAGUAUUUGGCGUACGAAUUACAAAAUGAGGAUCGCGGCAACUGGAGAGAAGGAGACAUUGUCAACGACAAGCCAUUGAACGUAGGCGAAGAAGUUGAAAUGACUGACAUCAAGAAGAGUCCCAAUCGUCAAGUGAAGAAAAGACUACUCAAGCAACGAGAGAAACGACAAACGCAACAAAAGCAAGUAGUGGAACAGUAUCCUGAAGAGACUACUCAACAAGAUACGCAGCCUGUAGAAACGGAAGCAAGUUCUCCUCUCCUAACAGAGCAAGUACAUCCAUUGAACGAUGAGCUAACAAUGAAACAGUCAGAGAAAAAGACUCAACCGACUCAACCGACUCAACCGCCAGAACAAGAAAGCAAAUUGCCAAAAGUUACUGCUAAACAUAGUAACAUACCACGAUACAUGCGUUCAACAGUCUCUUUUCAUGAAAAAGGCAACGGAAAUAAAGGAACUCAAAACCGUGAUAGUCUUUUGAAAAGUCGCACAAAGGGUGGAAUAACUAAACGAGUAGGUACUUCAAAUGUACCACGCUUCAAGUCCACAACCAAGAUCAACGCCACCAAGGAAAUAAAGAAUGAAAUGGCACCUGGAGAAGCGUUCGUUUCCAUGGCUGCAAGGAUAAAGUUAUUUGAAAGAGACUUAGGAAACCAUUCUAGCAAACUCAAUCCCAUUGUACCGAAGAGACCAGUUUCACGAGCUAACAAUAAGCAAAGCAGCAGCACCGCUAAUUCACCUCAAAGCUCUCAAAGUAAGGAGUCCAACGCUUCAUCUUCUUCUAUACCACGCUAUCUCCGACAAACUUCAUCCUCUUUAAGCAAAAUGAACACACCAAAGACGAUAUCCAAGGAAGUGAAGCAACAAUCUUCUUAUCAUUCAAGCAAACUCGCGGAUAAAAACAAUCCGAACGAAGGGUCCAAAGAGAGAGUGAUCCUAUGGAGGAAUAGGGUUAAGCAAGCUUCACUGGAACAGCAUCGUAACAAACAAAAAAGUAAAAUCAACAGGGAAUUAAAAAGAAAGGGUCAAAAUACCACCACUGAUAGCUUACAAUAUAUUAAGAAACAAAAUACAAACAACUAAUAACAUUUCCUUUCAGACUUGCUCAAUAUACUUUAAUUGAUUCUUGAUAGAGCAUUAGCUAAAAUUUAUAAAUAAAAACAGCACUGUAAAAAAAAUCGGUUUUAAUGUAAACAAUUUGUGGCGAA
Messenger RNA from Mycotypha africana, 1513 nucleotides. RefSeq lists its product as uncharacterized. The transcript has 5 exons. The coding region runs from base 105 to 1388 and encodes 427 amino acids. Lineage: Eukaryota; Fungi; Mucoromycota; Mucoromycetes; Mucorales; Mycotyphaceae. The record is from RefSeq and is a predicted model, not a curated record.